Molecule: messenger RNA, 4496 nt
Organism: Pseudocercospora fijiensis CIRAD86
Lineage: Eukaryota; Fungi; Ascomycota; Dothideomycetes; Mycosphaerellales; Mycosphaerellaceae
Exons: 1
Coding region: 1-3618 (1205 amino acids)
Biological process (GO): mitotic sister chromatid cohesion
Cellular component (GO): chromosome
Molecular function (GO): ATP binding; protein binding; cohesin loader activity
Source: RefSeq, a predicted model, not a curated record
AUGUACAUCAAGCAGAUCAUCAUCCAGGGCUUCAAGUCGUACAAGGACCAGACCGUCAUCGAGCCCUUCUCGCCCAAGCACAAUGUCAUCGUCGGCCGCAAUGGCUCAGGCAAGAGCAACUUCUUCGCUGCCAUCCGCUUCGUGCUCAGCGACAAAUACACCCAGCUCAGUCGCGAAGAUCGCCAAGGCCUGCUGCAUGAAGGUGCGGGCUCGGCGGUGAUGAGCGCGUACGUGGAGAUCAUCUUCGACAACAGCGAUGACCGUUUCCCUACCAACACCCCGGAAGUCGUCCUCCGACGCACCAUUGGCCAGAAGAAGGACGAGUACAGCUUGAACCGCAAGAACACCACCAAGCAGGAAGUCAUGAACAUCCUAGAGAGCGCAGGCUUCAGUCGCAGCAACCCAUACUACAUCGUCCCGCAAGGCCGUGUCACAGCAAUCACAAAUAUGAAGGACCACGAGCGUCUGAACAUGCUCAAGACUGUCGCCGGUACCGAGGUCUACGAGAGCAGGAGGGCUGAGUCGCAGAAGAUUAUGGACGAGACGGGCCUGAAGCGUGCCAAGAUUGACGACCUGCUCGAUGGUAUUCGCACCCGUUUGGGCGAGCUUGAGGAAGAGAAGGAGGAGCUGCGCGCAUUCCAGGACAAGGAUCGCGAACGCCGGUGCUUGGAGUACACAAUUCAGCACAAAGAUCAGGAAGCCCUCGAAGAGCUGAUUGCCGAGAUCGACGACCGACGCGAUGGUGGGGUGGAGCAGAACGAGGAGAAUCGCGAUGCGCUGAAGCAGGCUGAGCAACAGCUGGACGACAUUGACGCUCAAAUUGCCAGUCUUGAGCAGCAAAUGCGUCUCCUCUCCCAAGAACAAGCACAAUAUAAAGAGGAGCGCGUUGAAGCUUCCAGGACGAAAGCACAGAUCGAAUCGAACCUGCAGGGUAUGCAGGACAAUCUUGCAGCCACUCAGCAGGCACAGAAAGAGAGAGCAAAUGAGCUGCAAAACGUGCAAAACGAGAUCAAGCAGCGCGAAAUGGAAAUGGCCCAGCUAAUACCGCAGUUCAAUGCCAAGCGCGAACAGGAACGAGAUCUGAAGCGCCAGAUCAACGAUUUAACGAGCACGAUGCAACGCCUCUACGCCAAGCAAGCACGUGUCAGUCAAUAUCGCACCAAGAAGGAGCGCGACGAUUUCCUGAAGAAGCAGAUUUCUGAGAUCAAUGAGUCUCUCGCAACUCGAAAGGCCAUCUCCAUGCAAGCGCAAGAGGAUAUCACCGAGCUGGAGUCGCAGAUCUCCCAGCUUGAGACAGAUAUCGCUGAGCUCCGUCAUCGCAUUGAAAAUCGUGGCGACGAGCAGCAGAACAUCUCAGCGGAAUUACAGGAAAUCAAGGAUGAGCACGAGCAAUUCGUCGACCAGCGAAAGGAACUCUGGCGUGAAGAGGCCAAGCUUGACUCAGUGAUUGCCAAUGCUCGACAGGAAUACGAUAAAGCCGAGCGGUUCCUCAGCCACAUGAUGGACCAGAACACUGCGCGUGGUCUCGCUUCCGUACGACGAAUAGUCCAACGAGAAGGUAUCGAAGGCGCGUAUGGACCGCUUGGCGAGCUGUUCCAAUGCAAAGACACAUACAAGACGGCUGUGGAAGUCACUGCAGGUGCAUCUCUGUUCCACUACGUCGUUGACACGGACGAAACGGCGGAGAAGAUUAUCAAGACCUUGCAACAGGAGAGAGGUGGACGAAUAACAUUCACACCGCUCAACAGAAUCAAAAUUAAGCCUAUCGAGGUCCCCAAGGCUAGCGACGCAUUGCCGUUGCUCAGUAAGCUAAGAUACGACCAACGCUUCGAGCAGGCUAUGCAGCAAGUUUUCGGGAAGACAAUCGUCUGUCCGAAUCUGCAGGUCGCAGCACAGUACGCUCGUAGCCAUGCCGUAAGUGCCAUCACCCCAGAUGGCGAUCGCUCGGACAAGAAAGGUGCUUUGACGGGAGGUUUCCACGAUACCCGAAGCUCUCGUAUGGAUGGCAUCAAAAGAUUCACCGAAGCCCGCGAGGAGCUUGAGCAAGUCACUAGCCGAAAGGAGGAAAUCCGUCACGAAUUGCAGAGAAUUGACCAAAAGGUUACCAAAGCCAAGAGCAAUCUUCAGAAAAUCGAGCAGAAGCGUGUCCAAAUAGAAGGAGGAUACGGUCCGCUCAGGGAGGAGCUGCGGCGAAAAGAGUAUGAGUUGCAACACCGACGUGAUGAGCUCGACCGCAAGAUCCAAGCCCGCGAGAAUGUCGACAGCCUUUUGAACGAUUUGAGCAACCAUCUCGAUGGCUACCAAUCCGAAUUGCAGAGUGACUUUAAGAAAGCCCUUAGCAAUCAGGAGGAACGCGAGUUGGAGACUGUCACAGCCCAGUUGCCAGAUCUGAAGAAGCAGUACAAUCAAAUACACGGCGAAACGGCCACAAUGGAGGCUCAGAAGAGAAAUCUUGAUGAUCUUCUUACCGUCAAUCUGAAGCCUCGCCUUAACGAAUUACAGAGUAUCGACCUAGAUGCCAGUGUCGCUGGAGACGGCAGCAGUAGCGCAAAGGUCAAGGACCUCAAGAGUGAUCUCAAGCGCAUCGAGAAGCGUCUGGCGAACAUUGAUGCCAAGCUCGCCGAGAUCGAGGAAUCUAUGGACAGCGCUGUGGAGCAGCGAGCAACUGCUGAAGCCGCACGAACAUCCAAGAAAGCGGAAGUGGAGAAGCUUGAAUCUGCAAUCCGCAACCAUGCGAGGAGCAUCGAGAAAGGCGCCCAAAAGCGACAAGGCUAUGCGACCCGUCUUGCGGACGUGCAGGCACAGAUUCGGAACUUGGGUGUGCUGCCCGAUGCAGCCUUCACCGCUCAAUACACGAAGAUGAGCAGUGAUACGGCGACGAAGAAGCUUCAUAGGGUGCAAGAGUCCCUCAAGAAAUACGGUCAUGUCAACAAGAAGGCAUUCGAGCAGUACACGCAAUUCGAGCGACAGCGGGAGCAUCUUGAGCAGCGCCGCAAGGAGCUUGACAGCAGUGACUCCAGCAUUCGUGAUCUGAUCGACGUCCUCGAUCAGCGCAAGGAUGAGGCGAUCCAGCGCACGUUCAAGCAGGUCAGCAAGGAGUUUGCUGACAUCUUCGAACGUCUUGUCCCCGCGGGCAAGGGCCGUCUGAUCAUUCAGCGUCGCAGCGACAUGCACGUAAACGGCAAUGGCGCUGCUGGCGAUGAGAGUGAAGACGAAGAGCGACGUUCUGGCGUCGAUAAUUAUAUCGGCAUCGGCAUUUCCGUCUCCUUCAACAGUAAGCACGAUGAGCAGCAGCGCAUCCAGCAAUUGUCUGGUGGACAGAAGUCUCUGUGCGCGUUGGCACUCGUAUUUGCCAUUCAAGCUUCGGAUCCAGCGCCCUUCUACCUGUUCGACGAGAUCGAUGCCAACCUGGACGCACAGUAUCGUACUGCCGUCGCCGAGCUUCUUAAGCAGAGCAGUCAGACAGGACAAUUCAUCUGCACGACGUUCAGACCAGAGAUGCUGCAUGUGGCCGAGAAGUGCUACGGUGUCAGCUAUCUUAGCAAGGCCAGUACCAUCGACGUUGUCAGUCGAGAUCAAGCUCUUAGUUUCGUGGAGGGCCAGAUUUCUGGCAAGUAAAAUGAGGAGGAAGAAGACGAUACCCAAUGAUCAUUGCUCUUUGAAGCCCAUAUGAAUGUCGAUGCAUACCAGUGCAUUCGAAGAAGAUCACGUUUGCUAGAUACCGAACGACCAUGUAGAAUAUCGAAUGGCAAGUUAUAUGAACCACAUCCGCAAUAUCUCCAUCCGAGGGCCUCAAGUGACGUCUCGGACGAAGGGAGGCACGGAGAGGUUCAGCAUUAAAUCGCAUCAAGAUCUGUGGACAUUCCAAGCACGCCAAUCAUUCUUGGCUCUCAAUGAGCAGAGGCUUGUACUUACGUCGUCGAAUCUUGAUCAAUGCUUGGUCUGAUUCUGCGCUCCGCUGAAGGUACUCUGACCGUGCAAAUUCUUGGUCAAUUUCGGAAGUUCAGUCGGGAUUGCCAUUGAGGCAAGGACGAUUGCUUUUGCGUUUCUGAGCCGUAGCUGUAUCGCCAUGCUCAAUAUGAAUGAACAUUCUCUUUCUAGUAAUAUGGCAACCUUGACCUUGGGUCUGGAUUCCAUUCCUCAUUUUCCAUGCUUACUCUCAGCUCUUCCACCAAUGGCAAAAUUUCCUGCAUGUACGCCUCCUCAUCCAUGAUCCUCUUGGCCGGCUGCGCUUCCAAGUUGAAGGCUUGGGCGACUCCAUCGUAACUCCACGUCCACCACGUCUCCUCAGGAUUCGCGGGAAUCUUAUCGUAUCUUUCCAAAUGAUCGAUCUUGAGCAUCAGUCCUAUCAAACGAUUAUACCAUGUCUUGAAACUGCCUUUUACCAACGCGACGUUGCGAACGAAUGUGAACUUCUUGACGUUGGUGAGGGAGCGGAGGAGAUUGACGAUUUCGGCUGUGAAGUCGAAGAGGUAAUGCCAGUUGCUCGACCUUCG